AACAGCAGGUGCAGCAGGAAGAGCAGCUGGAUUUGUACGGAAGCUUCUAUCAGCGCUGGGCAGAUAAUAAUAAUUAUGAGCAGUUGCCGGAUUCAUGCCGUCUUGGACCAGCCAGUGGGAAUGCAAGCGGAUCUCCCACAUCAUCUUUUGAAAUACCACCAUUCGUGGAAUCUACUGAUGACGAAGCAUCCGACGACGAAUUAGAUUCAACGCAAUCCGACUUCGUCACUCCUGAUACUGGUCCAGCACAGCAGAACAGUAGGGAUGUGGCCAGCGACGUGGGAGAGCAGAACUCCGCCGACAAUCUUCGGAGAACUUGCACUCGACCAAGCAACAUGGGAAAGCACGAACCUACAGCUAAACAGGACGCCCCGGUGUGCAGUGAAAGUGAGGGGAUUACUGGCAGUGGUAGCGAACACUUGGCUUCUUCGAUGGGUCGCGGAAUUCAUCCCAACAACGCGAAUGCUGCCGGCCACUCGAGUGUCCAUACAAAACGAACGGAUAUGUACGAACAAUUUUGCGGAAGCCGCAACGAAGCUCAUUCGAACGAACAACAAAAACAAGCAUUUCCGGGACUGAAGAAAGAG
This is a messenger RNA of Gongylonema pulchrum, 587 nucleotides long. The record is from the annotation of a GenBank genome assembly. NCBI's taxonomy places the organism in Eukaryota, Metazoa, Nematoda, Chromadorea, Rhabditida, Gongylonematidae.